Molecule: messenger RNA, 1632 nt
Organism: Lonchura striata (white-rumped munia)
Lineage: Eukaryota; Metazoa; Chordata; Aves; Passeriformes; Estrildidae
Source: RefSeq, a predicted model, not a curated record
GGCGGCGGCGGCGGCCUGAGGGGCGGCCGGGGCUCCCCCCGCGGCCCCGCCGCUCCCUCCUGGCGGCUCCCCGCGGCUCCGGGGGGCUCGGCGAGAGGGCGCGGAGAUGGCGGAGGAGAAGAAGCUGAAGCUGAGCCACACGCUGCUGCCCGCCGAGUCCAUGAAGGUGAUGGCGGAGGCCAUGGGGGUGCCGGGGGUCCCUGAGGAGACGUGCCAGCUGCUGGCGGAGGAGGCGAGCUACCGCCUCAAGGAGGUGGCGCAGGAUGCUCUCAAGUUCAUGCACAUGGGGAAGAGGAGGAAACUCACGACGGGGGACGUGGAUUUUGCCCUAAAACUGAAAAACGUGGAGCCCCUGUACGGGUUCCACGCCCAGGAGUUCAUCCCGUUCCGCUUCGCCAGCGGCGGCGGGCGCGAGCUCUACUUCUACGAGGAGAAGGAGGUGGAGCUGAGCGACAUCAUCAACACCCCCCUGCCCAGGGUGCCCCUGGACGUCUGCCUCAAGGCUCACUGGCUCAGCAUCGAGGGCGUGCAGCCGGCCAUCCCCGAAAACCCCCCGCCAGCCUGUCCUCACCUGUCCCUGAUGGACAACCCCACGCUGUACCUGGAGAAAUACCUGCACGAGCUGAUCCCGGCGGUGAUGACGUGCAUCGUCAGCCGCCAGCUCUGCCUGCGCCCGGACGUGGACAACCACUGGGCCCUGCGGGACUUCGCCGCGCGCCUGGUGGCCCAGGUGUGCAAGAACUUCAGCACCACCACCAACAACAUCCAGUCCCGCAUCACCAAAACCUUCACCAAGAGCUGGGUGGAUGACAAGACGCCCUGGACCACGCGCUACGGAUCCAUCGCGGGGCUGGCCGAGCUGGGCCACGACAAGCACUGUGCCCCCGUGCUGGCCAAGGCGCGGCCGCCCCCCGACAGCCCCGAGUGCUACCGUGGCGAUUUCGGCUACCUGGGCGCGCUGCUCUGCUCCCACGUGGUCAAGGCCAGGGCCCAGGCGGCCCUGCAGGCCCAGCAGGUCAACAGGACCACGCUGACCAUCACCCAGGUGACACUGGGGACACCUGGGGACAUCGGGGGGGUUGGGGACAAUGGGACAAUGGGGACACAGCAGGCACAGGUGGCUCCGCAGGCCCAGCAGGUCAACAGGACCACGCUGACCAUCACCCAGUUUGGGGUCCCGCAGGUGGAGCCCCCCCAGGGGUUUUUCGGUGACGACACGGCGCUGAACGGCGUCCGGCUGCUCUGCGGCGCCGCCGGAGAGAUCACGUCCAGCGAGGGGCCGCGCGGCGCCUGGAGCCCGCCGGCGUGGUGUCCCGCCGGGCAGCACCUGGUCUCCUUCCGGCUGCGCGUGGAGGCGCCGCGCGGCCUCUGGGACGACACGGCCGCCAACGCCGCGGCCGCCCUCUGCUCGGGGGGCUCGGUGCUCCAGGCCCGCGGUGGCCCCCAGGGCUCCUGGGGCAACUGGAGCCUCCCCUGCCCGCCCGGCGCCGGCGUCUGCGGCCUCCGCAGCCGCCUGGAGCCGCCCCGGCGCGGCGGCGACGACACCGGCCUCAACGACCUGGAGCUCUUCUGCUGCGGCUGAGCCGGCGCCGGGGGCGCCUCGGGGCUCCUUGGGGCUCCUUGGGGCACCUU